Molecule: messenger RNA, 1033 nt
Organism: Radiomyces spectabilis
Lineage: Eukaryota; Fungi; Mucoromycota; Mucoromycetes; Mucorales; Radiomycetaceae
Exons: 1
Coding region: 247-693 (148 amino acids)
Source: RefSeq, a predicted model, not a curated record
CGGUGCCGUUGUUGGUGGUAUUGGUAAAUAUUUUUCUCGCUUUUUUUUUAAAUCCAUCUUUUUUGUGAUCUUUUUUCUUCCAUGUCAUGGAUUUCCUGUAAUACGGAAGUCAAGCAUUGGUCCAAAACAGUUCACAGUCAAUGAUUCGCUUUUUCCCUCUAUUCUUUGUGCAUGAUGCUAAUGGAUAUGAUUUAAUCGUUCUAUGCAAUAGCGGGUAUUAUCCUUAUUGGCGGUGCCUUAAUAUGGAUGAAUCGACGCAAAUCCCACCGAACGAAGAAGGUUGCUGAAUUCGAGGACUUCGGACUAGGCGAUCACGAUUUCCCGCAUCAUCGUUCCCCACCCAUGGCAACAGCGGCAGCCGUUGGUACGCCUUCGUCCCGGCCUACAGUUUCUCCCACGUUGCCACGACUGAAUGAACAAGGAAACUACUACAAUGAAAAUCCAGAAGCAUAUGCGAGAAAUCCAUACAACUAUCCACAAGAUAGAUAUACGACCGACAUGUCACCUGGAGGUCAAAUGUACUACCAACCGCAACAAGCUUAUUAUGAAGACGCUGGUCCCUAUUAUUACAACCACAAUGUCGCACCUGCUCCUAUACCUCCUGAGCACGGUGCAUCACAGGGCGCUUAUCCUGCAGAAGGAUAUUAUUAUAAGCCUGAUGUGGUCGACGAUAGGCAUCCGCAGCGUUUAUAAGUAAACGACUUGCCGCCAGAAAUUGUGGAACACAGUCUUUGCGAGGAACCAUAGGUUAUUCGUAUGGAUGCCGUGAGAAAAAGCAUAACAUCCUAUUGCCCCAGCCGCCUUUUUAAUAUUUCUUUCCGACCCAUGAGUGAGUUACCUUAUUAUAUUCUUUAUAUUUUUUGUAAGGAUUACAGUAUACUAUUAUUAAAUAUUCUUUUUUCAAUGAAUUGAGCAAUAUUAUGAUAAAACAUACAAGUGCGAAAAGAUGGGAAAUGGAGUGGAAAAAGAGAAGAGCAGAAGAAUAACUUAAGAAAAAAAAACUGGGAAAGAAAAAGAUUAAAAAAAAAAAAAA